Messenger RNA from Micropterus salmoides (largemouth bass), 2135 nucleotides. It is a transcript of the gene actr1b, whose product is annotated as actin related protein 1B. Bases 145 to 1275 code for a protein of 376 amino acids. Lineage: Eukaryota; Metazoa; Chordata; Actinopteri; Centrarchiformes; Centrarchidae. The transcript is spliced from 11 exons. The record is from RefSeq and is a predicted model, not a curated record.
CUCCGCAGCAGCAGCAGCACCGGGGCGUCGAGACGGCGGAGUGCACAGUGACAGGGCGUGUUGUCAUUUACAUGAUUAAAACACUAAACCGGGAGGAAUACACACACGGAUCGAUAGAAACAUAUCUUAAAUACACAGUCCGUCAUGGAAUCCUAUGACAUUUUAGCUAACCAGCCUGUUGUGAUUGAUAAUGGUUCGGGGGUUAUCAAGGCUGGUUUUGCAGGCGACCAGAUCCCCAAAUACUGUUUCCCUAACUAUGUGGGGCGUCCCAAGCAUGUGCGUGUGAUGGCAGGGGCCCUGGAGGGAGACCUCUUUAUCGGACCCAAGGCAGAAGAGCACAGGGGUUUGUUGUCGGUUCGGUAUCCGAUGGAGCACGGGAUAGUGAAGGACUGGAACGACAUGGAGAGGAUCUGGCAGUACGUUUAUUCCAAGGAGCAACUGCAGACUUUCUCCGAGGAGCAUCCUGUGCUGCUCACUGAAGCUCCCCUCAACCCCAGCAAGAACAGGGAGAAGGCUGCGGAAGUUUUCUUUGAGACCUUCAACGUUCCUGCUCUCUUCAUCUCCAUGCAGGCUGUCCUUAGCUUGUACGCCACAGGUCGUACCACUGGUGUUGUGUUGGAUUCAGGGGAUGGUGUCACCCACGUGGUGCCAAUCUACGAGGGCUUUGCCAUCCCACACUCCAUCAUGCGCGUGGACAUUGCUGGGCGAGACGUCUCGCGGUAUCUCCGUCUGCUGCUGCGCAAGGAAGGCUACAACUUCAACACCUCCGCAGAGUUCGAGGUUGUUCGCACCGUCAAAGAGAGAGCCUGUUAUCUAUCUCUCAACCCGCAAAAGGACGAGACUUUAGAGACAGAGAAGGCUCAGUAUGUUCUCCCUGAUGGAAGCACUUUAAACAUCGGCCCGGCCAGGUUCCGCGCUCCAGAGCUGCUGUUCAGACCCGACCUGAUAGGAGAUGAAAGCUCGGGGAUCCACGAGGUCCUGGCUUAUGCUAUCCAGAAGUCUGACAUGGACCUCAGACGCACACUGUUCUCCACUAUAGUAUUGUGUGGGGGAUCGACAUUGAUCAAAGGCUUUGGGGAAAGACUACUAACUGAAGUCAAGAAGCUCGCACCCAAAGACGUGAAGAUCAAGAUUUCUGCUCCCCAGGAGAGGCUGUACUCCACAUGGAUUGGCGGCUCUAUCCUGGCAUCGUUGGACACCUUUAAAAAGAUGUGGGUGUCGAAGCGGGAAUACGAAGAAGACAGAGCACGUGCCAUCCACAGGAAGACCUUCUAGUUAGGGGCCGGCGCCUUGCGAUUGCCCCCAGAACUGCCCUCAAAUCUCCCCCAUCAUACUGUCGGAGACUCCCGUACUCCUGCACCAUCUCCGGGUACCUCUGCGUCGUCCUUUAUAAACCACUGUCAGUCUCCUGCUUUACCCCUCCACUCAGAGAAACGCACACGUUUAUGUGUGGUCGUUUCUAUAUUUACCUCCUUUUUUCCAUUCGCCUCCUUUUCCCCGACUUCCUCCUGCUGUAGGGUGACGGUGAGAGCCCCCGCCUCCCUCCAAACAUCCCAAACAUUCACAUACAGAGGGCCGUCAGGGUAUCUGGGAGGAUUAGCACUGUGGACUCUUACUACAGGCCAUGCUAUACUAUCAUUUAGUCCACAUUGAAGUAUUGGAAUGCUCUCUUGCCUACAAAGCCCUGCAAGGUUUAGAAUAUCAUGAAAUGUCAAUAAACAUGAAUGUUUUUUUUUUGUUUUUUUGCUACCGUUGAAAUUUCCAUUCCAAACCGAAGAUUUAGGUUUUUACUUGAUGUCCAUUUUGUAGACUUUUUCUGUUUCUGGCUCGUAAAGAACAAAGGAUUGAAGUACUAUAGACGUGUAUAGUGCAAGUGUCAGUGAGCAGGCAGAAGGUAAAGAUAACCACUGUAUUAUAAAUCUGACCUUAAGUGCACAGUUACCACCUGGGAGCAAAGUUGAAGCGGUUAAUUUAUCACCCAACUGAUUAAACUGAAGUAGCUUUUUAUGUCCUUAUAACCAAUGAAAUGUUUCUACAUGAACAUGACAUCCCGUGUUUGUGUUGAUGAGGAAAAUGUUCAGUACAGUCGGCGUUUUGUCUCAGCUGACAGGAUUAAAACAAAGUGUAGAAAAAUG